CUAAUAUCUUGGAAUUACCGUCAAGGCAGCGACCUACGAUGUACGCCACGAGUCAUCAGGAACAGGAUAUGAAGCCCGGCAUUGACCGGGACAGUGCCGGCCAUAGCAAUGUGAAUUCUCAUGAAUCUCGGGACAAGAGUGAUAUUGGUAAUAGCAACAAUAAUAGAAAUAUUAAUAGUGAUAGCAAUAACGACAACAACAAUAGCAUUGGCAAUAGUAAUAACAACAGCAACAAUACCAACGGUCAUAGUAGUCAUACUGCUAGUACUACCACCAAUAGCAACGACACUAAUAGUAAAAUUAUUCAUGCUGGUAAUAGUCUUAAUACUACCAACUCCAAUAACAGCGAUACUUCUGGCAACACCCAUUCGGACUCACUUGCCUAUGCAGCUGUAGAUUUCAAGUCUGACUCCAUCAAUAGUAACAGUGGCACCACAAACAGCACGAACUACAAUCACAGUAAUCCACAAUCUCAUUCUCAUUCCAACACUAAUAACAAUAGCACUAAUAAUAAUCACCAUUCUACCACUCUUUCUACGACUGCGCUGUCAUCGCCUGAGCCAUCAGGAUCGUCUUCGUCGAAGAAACGUAAAAAGAAAGUAGAAAUUGCCUGCGUCUAUUGUCGUAGGUCUCAUAUGAUCUGUGACGAUUCUAGGCCCUGUCAACGUUGUAUCAAAAGAGGCAUUGGUCAUUUGUGUUACGACGAGCCUUCCAAUUCUCGUCAACGUAAAAAGGCAGCUGCUCUCCGUAAAUCCACUAGUGAUAGCUCCGCUCCGAUAUCGUUAUCGACAGAAAGAACUUCUUUUCCCAACGUAUCGUCGUCUCUGCCGAUUAUACCUGUUCCCCUUCAUAAACCGCACACGUCUCUCUCCAACUCAGUCUUGUCACAAACAUUACCGUAUAACCAGGAGCCUUUCUUCUAUUCUGAGCACGCUGGAAGUGAGUUCAGUUCUCUUAACGAUUUCCUUCUGAUGAUUGACGAUCCCGAGCUUGUGAAUGGAGCUCUCAAUGACGAUCCUACUGCUGGAGACCCCAUGCUAGCAUUCCAGACUGCUGGCAAUUUCGACUCUACUGGCGCUAACACUGCUGCUGGUGGAGCCACAGUCACAGCCAGCAACUCAGCAACUAACCUCAACAAUAUCCUCUCCUUUUCACCAAACCCAUCUUUGUUCCAAAGCACAUUUCAGAAUGACACCCACCAACUCAACCAACAACAACAACAGCAGCAGCAGCAGCAGCAGCAACAACAACAACAACAGCAGCAGCAACUAAAUCAGCAGCUACAAGAGCAGCAACAACAGCACCAAUUCAAUAGCAGCAGUAGUAACCAUAAUACUAAUGGAAACCAGCUGGAGCACCAACCUGUGAUAUCAGAUUCUGCUAGAGACAAGUUCUUCUUGACAGCAGCUGAUCCAACUACAGAAAUCUCGCCAGAAGAAAGAUUAAAACAGGUUAUUAAAGCAAAGUUGGAAGCUGGUUUGCUACAGCCCUACAACUAUGCAAAGGGUUAUGCUCGAUUACAGAGUUAUAUGGACAACUACAUGAACAUCUCGAGCAGGCAAAGGAUCUUAAAGCCGUUGUCUAUUUUCCGUCCAGCUUUCAGGGCCAUUGCCAGAACUUUGAAGGAUGUAGAUUUGGUACUUGUAGAAGAGAACUUUGAGCGCAUGUUGUUAGACUACGAUCGUGUUUUCACAUCCAUGGCUAUACCAGCAUGUCUCUGGAGACGUACAGGAGAAAUAUAUCGUGGAAACAAAGAGUUUGCCUCGUUGGUUGGCGUUAUGACGGACGAUCUCAAAGACGGCAAGCUCGCAAUCUACGAGUUGAUGAGUGAAGAAAGUGCCGUCAACUUCUGGGAGAAGUAUGGUGCUAUUGCCUUUGAUAAGGGCCAGAAGGCAGUAUUGACGAGUUGUAAUUUGAGAACAAGAGACGGGAUCAAAAGGAAAAGUUGUUGUUUUAGCUUCACCAUCAGACGUGAUCGCUACAACAUUCCCAGUUGCAUAGUAGGAAACUUCAUUCCUAUUGACCCUUAAUUGAACAAAUUUUAUUCCUUGUAUUAUUUUCAUUAUCGUUUUGACUAUCAAUAUCAUUACGGUGUUGAUUUUCGUCAUCAUAUCAGUAUUGUUUUCCUAUUUGUCGUGUCUAUUGUUAGAUUUAUGUCUUUCAAAUGACGUUGAUAGCAUAUUUAUUAUAAUUUAUUCUUCUUC
Molecule: messenger RNA, 2204 nt
Organism: Scheffersomyces stipitis CBS 6054
Lineage: Eukaryota; Fungi; Ascomycota; Pichiomycetes; Serinales; Debaryomycetaceae
Gene: CWT1
Product: Cwt1p
Exons: 3
Coding region: 39-2030 (663 amino acids)
Biological process (GO): regulation of DNA-templated transcription
Cellular component (GO): nucleus
Molecular function (GO): zinc ion binding; RNA polymerase II transcription regulatory region sequence-specific DNA binding; DNA-binding transcription factor activity, RNA polymerase II-specific
Source: RefSeq, a predicted model, not a curated record